Molecule: messenger RNA, 1728 nt
Organism: Phragmites australis (common reed)
Lineage: Eukaryota; Viridiplantae; Streptophyta; Magnoliopsida; Poales; Poaceae
Product: serine/threonine-protein kinase SAPK10-like
Exons: 8
Coding region: 265-1350 (361 amino acids)
Biological process (GO): intracellular signal transduction; protein phosphorylation
Cellular component (GO): nucleus
Molecular function (GO): protein serine/threonine kinase activity; ATP binding
Source: RefSeq, a predicted model, not a curated record
UAAUUAUUAUUAUAAAGGCCGCGAGCGAGGUGGGGGAAGGGCGAGGCGAUAGAGAGAGGGAGGGGAUCACGAGGUGGGCUUCCUCCUCCGCCCAAUCCGACCGAAACAAAGCUGCCAGCGCCGCCUCCUUUAAUUCUCGGGAGCUAAAAGGAGGGGUUCACGUUUGCUUCUUGGAUCACGGGGUCACGGGAGGCCGCUUGGGCUGCGCUGCUUUGGUGUCGGAGACGCGCGCGGCGCCGGCGAGGGAGGCGGAGGGAGGGAAGGAUGGACCGGGCGGCGGUGACGGUGGGGCCGGGGAUGGACAUGCCGAUAAUGCACGACGGCGACCGAUACGAGCUCGUGCGCGACAUCGGCUCCGGCAACUUCGGCGUCGCGCGGCUCAUGCGCAACCGCGCCGACGGGCAGCUCGUGGCCGUCAAGUACAUUGAGCGAGGCGAGAAGAUUGACGAGAACGUGCAGCGGGAGAUCAUCAAUCACCGGUCGCUGCGCCACCCCAACAUCAUCCGCUUCAAGGAGGUCAUCCUCACCCCGACACACCUCGCCAUCGUCAUGGAGUACGCCUCCGGUGGGGAGCUCUUCGAGCGCAUCUGCAACGCCGGCAGAUUCAGCGAGGAUGAGGCGCGUUUCUUCUUCCAGCAACUGAUAUCAGGGGUCAGCUACUGCCAUUCCAUGCAAGUAUGUCAUCGUGACUUGAAGCUGGAGAACACCCUGUUGGACGGCAGCACUGCGCCUCGCCUCAAGAUAUGCGAUUUUGGCUACUCAAAGUCGUCGGUUCUUCAUUCUCAGCCGAAAUCUACUGUGGGAACUCCAGCGUACAUUGCUCCUGAGGUUCUUCUGAAGAAGGAAUAUGAUGGAAAGGUUGCUGAUGUGUGGUCAUGCGGAGUAACCCUUUAUGUGAUGCUGGUUGGUGCAUAUCCUUUUGAGGACCCAGAUGAGCCUAAGAAUUUCAGGAAGACAAUUCAGAGAAUAUUGGGUGUGCAGUACUCAAUUCCAGAUUAUGUCCACAUAUCUCCCGAGUGCCGAGAUCUUAUUUCUAGGAUUUUUGUCGCAGACCCGGCUACUAGAAUCACGAUCCCUGAGAUAACAAACCAUCCAUGGUUCAUCAAGAACCUCCCAGCUGACCUAAUGGAUGACAGCACAAUGAGCAACCAGUACGAGGAGCCCGAACAGCCAAUGCAGAGCAUGGAUGAGAUCAUGCAGAUACUGGCCAAAGCGACUGUACCGGCAGCUGGUUCUCGAAUCAACCAGUUCUUAAAUGAUGGCCUUGACCUCGACGAUGACAUGGAGGAUCUAGAUUCAGACGCCGAUCUUGACUUGGAAAGCAGCGGGGAGAUUGUAUAUGCUAUGUAACAAUAUCAGUACUCAACAAAGAAGCAAUUCAUGUUAUCAGCUGUCCGGGAAUCCGUUUGUACUGAGGGUAGUACAAUGCAAGUUCUGUGCUGGUGCUGCUCAUGCUUGAUGCCCCCCCCCCCCCUUAUCACCCUGUUAUUUUAUCUGUUGUUUUUGUGCACCUCUAGUGUUGUACAACAGUUUAGCCCUUUGGAUGUGACCAUGUUGUUGCUGUUGCUAGAAUCUCAAUUCAUCUGAUAACUGCUAGGCUGUCUGGAACCCUUGCCUCUGCUCCCCUCAACUACGGGGUAGCAAUGUACUUGUAUUAUUCCAUUGUGUUUGUAUCAUAUUUAUUUUAUUGUAGGCAAAUAAGGAGACGCUCCAAUUCGCCUUGUUGUC